Messenger RNA from Aspergillus novofumigatus IBT 16806, 1250 nucleotides. Its product is annotated as ribosomal RNA processing 1 family protein. Gene Ontology annotation, biological process: rRNA processing. The transcript is spliced from 3 exons. The record is from RefSeq and is a predicted model, not a curated record. Gene Ontology annotation, cellular component: nucleus; preribosome, small subunit precursor; preribosome, large subunit precursor. NCBI's taxonomy places the organism in Eukaryota, Fungi, Ascomycota, Eurotiomycetes, Eurotiales, Aspergillaceae. Bases 107 to 1081 code for a protein of 324 amino acids.
CGACAUUGAAGAAAAGAGAGAAGAAUAUACGCCAUUGCCAUUAAACGAGUCGGACCCGUUCCUACUUCUCUUUACAUGAAUAAAACCAAAGCAUAGAUCAUCAAUCAUGAGCAAUUUGCAAAAAGCCCCUUUUGUCAAGGAGCUCGCCUCCAGCGACAGGCGCACGCGCGACAAGGCAACCGAAUCCCUGACCCUCUUUCUCCGCUCCAAAACCGACCUCACCCUCCUCGACCUCCUCAAGCUCUGGAAAGGCCUCUUCUUCUGCUUCUACCACUCCGACCGCCCCCUCACACAACAAGCCCUAGCUCGCAACCUCUCCUACACGCUCGUCCCGACUCUCCCGCGGGAAACACUUCACCGCUUCCUGCGCGCAUUCUGGAUCACCAUCGGCAGGGACUUCCACUCGCUGGACCGCUUGCGGCUCGAUAAAUAUCUCUACCUGAUCCGCUGCUACGUCGGCGUGGCAUUCGAGAUCUUCCUCAAGGGGAACAAGCAGGAACAACAGCGGUCCGCCCACACCAACGGCGCCAGCAAAAAGCGCAAGCGCGAAGAACAAGCCGCAGCGGGGAAGAAGAAGCGCUCGAAAGCAGACAAGGAGGACGAAGCCCGCGAGGAAGUGGAUGCGGAGAAGGGACAGGAUGGCGAGGGUGACUGGGCCGAGCUCGAGUCGUAUAUCACUAUCAUCGAGGAAGGGCCUCUGUGUCCGCUCAAUUUCGACCCGGACCAGCCUCCCGCCGAUGACAAGAACCCAAACUAUGUGCCUAUGCCCCAUGGACCGGAUGGGCUUCGCUACCACCUGCUGGAUAUCUGGAUUGAUGAGAUAGAAAAGGUGCUCGAAUUCGAGGAGGGGGAUGGACAAGAUGAGUCUUCGCGGAAAGUCAAGGGUCAGGUUCCCAUGGAUCUCCUACUACGUCCCAUUGAGAAGCUGCGCAAGGAGAGUCCCUUCAAGUCUGUGAGAACAAGAGCGGCAGAAACCUUAAACGACGACCGUUUGGUUCAGUGGGGAUUCAAGACUAGGGAAGUCGAGGAGGAGGAUGACGACGAUAGUGAGCAAGAAUGGGGUGGUUUCGCCGACGACUGAGCUCUCGGCCCGUGAAGACAAAAUUCAUCUAUUUCGCAUUUCUCUCUGGCGCAUGGUAGUGAUGGCUUUGCAUGUCCAUUUGACCUUGCUUGGAGCAAGGCGUCUAGCCGACUCUUAUUAUCUAUAUCAAUCUUUGUACAGUCAAAAUCCAUCAGUUCCUGGUCUGAUC